UGCAACAUUCCCCCACAUUGAGGAAGUACAGUUAGUGAAACACAGGCUGUGUAUAGUAUUGUUAAUAGUGAGAAGAUGUCUCCUCACAGAGUGCUACCGCGACAGCAGUCCCUGCUCCUUCCUGCCAUCAUCAACCCAUUCCUGCUGGACCUUAAACUAACCAGAGCCCAGAAAAUCAAAUGUUUUCUUCUGGGAUUCAUCCUCCUGCCCUUGCGCUUGUUCCUCAUGGUCCUGGUUCUUAUGAUAAUGUGGCCUGUUGCCGCUUUAAUAACAUUCGGGCGUCCUCUAAAAGGAGAAGUUGAACCCAUAACAGGCUGGCGGAGGUUCAUGUGUCAGACAGUGAUGGUGCUUCUUGGACGGCUGUAUUUCUUUGUGAUGGGCUUUCAUGUUGUGGUUAAGGGGAAGCAGGCAACCAGCACUGAGGCUCCCAUUCUGACCGUAGCUCCUCAUUCCUCAUUUUUUGAUGGCAUUGCCUGUGUUGUAUCGGGACUGCCCUCUACUGUAUCCCGCUCAGAGAAUCUGCUUGCUCCUGUUUUUGGCCGAUUUUUACGGUGCUUUCAGCCUGUGCUCGUCUCGCGGCUGGACCCAGACUCACGCAAAAACACAAUCCAAGCAAUCAGUAACCGGGCCAAAUCUGAAGGCCGAUGGCCACAGGUAUUGAUCUUCCCUGAAGGAACCUGCACAAACAGAUCAUGUCUGAUUACUUUCAAACAAGGGGCGUUUGUGCCAGGAGUCCCAGUUCAGCCAGUGCUUAUCAGAUACCCAAAUAAGCUGGACACAGUAACAUGGACAUGGCAAGGUCCUAGUUACUGGACCCUGCUUCUUCUUACUCUAUGUCAGCUUUACACAACAGUGGAGAUUGAGUUUCUUUCUCCUCAGGUUCCCACAGAAGAAGAGAAGAAAAAUCCUAUAAAAUACGCACAGACAGUGCGAACCGUGAUGGCAAAGGCUCUGGGUGUCCCAGUAACUGAUCACACAUUUGAGGACUGUCGGCUGAUGAUCUCAGCAGGAGAGCUGACCCUGCCAAUGGAAGCUGGUCUAGUGGAGUUUACCAAGAUCAGCAAAAAGCUUAAUCUAAAAUGGGACAACAUGAAGGAGGAGCUGGAGAAUUUUGCCGCAAUAGCUGGUUCGUGUAAAGGAGGCCGAAUCAGGAUUGAAGAGUUUGCCAGCUUUUUGAAGUUAUCCAUCAGCCCAGUGCUUCAGGAGCUCUUUGCUCUUUUUGACAGGGAUGAGGAUGGCACUAUUGAUUUCAGAGAGUAUGUUAUUGGUAUGACUGUGUUGUGUCGACCAGCCAACACAGAUGAAGUCAUCCAGACAGCAUUUAAGCUGUUUGAUAUUGAUGAAGACAACAAUAUCACCCGAGAGGAAUUUGCUGGUCUGCUGCGCUCUGCUUUAGGUGUAUCUGAUCUUAACGUCUCCAAACUCUUUGACGAGAUUGAUGCAGAUGGAUCAGGACAUAUCACAUAUGAUGAGUUCCACUCCUUUGCUUUAAGCCACCCGGAGUAUGCCAAACUUUUUACCACGUAUAUUGACCUCCAGCGGUACCAAGCUCUUCGGGAAGACAGGCCAGAUUCCGACCCCAUCUCCAUCCAGAGAUCUACUGUUUCUUUAAGUGACCAAGAAGAAAGUUCAGACAAGAAGGAUGAUUAAUCAUUCUGCAUUUAGAAAAAACAGGACUAAGACAAGCACAAAUCACCAGAGGUCCUUAAAACAUCAAUUACUAUAACUUUUUCUUUUUGAUCUACUUCAAAUGUGAGCAUAAUGUGCCUCAGCAGCUAGGAUUGAGCAAAACAUCAGUUUCAGUCCCACUGCUGUUCAAAAAGAAUUCUUGUAAACACUUAUUUUGCAUUAAAAGUUUAUGCAUGAUGUGUUUAUUCUCUAACAUUAAAGAUACAUUGAAAACUGCUAAACAGCCAACGUCACAUGCUGAGAUCUUCCACCAGGUGACAGCAGCACCCUAAAUUACAAGCUCGGUAGUGUUUCUAAUGUUUCUUUUUUGUGAGCAAUAAACAGUGCCAAAACAAAGAAAA
Messenger RNA from Trichomycterus rosablanca, 2030 nucleotides. RefSeq names its product lysophosphatidylcholine acyltransferase 2 (gene lpcat2). The record is from RefSeq and is a predicted model, not a curated record. NCBI's taxonomy places the organism in Eukaryota, Metazoa, Chordata, Actinopteri, Siluriformes, Trichomycteridae. The transcript has 14 exons. Gene Ontology annotation, cellular component: endoplasmic reticulum. Gene Ontology annotation, molecular function: calcium ion binding; 1-acylglycerophosphocholine O-acyltransferase activity; lysophosphatidic acid acyltransferase activity. Bases 76 to 1650 code for a protein of 524 amino acids.